ACCAUUAGUCUUGUUGAUUUGCAUCUUUUUUGCAAAGAAGCGCGAAAAUGGUGACACUAACACUAUCCUUGAGCUCAACUCUAUCAUCAUCUCCAAUCUCUCCCCCAUUCCCUCCAAACCCAAAACACUCAAAUUCUUUCUCCUACAAAUCCUCCAAUGCCGUCAUUUCUCGACGAGGCACCGCGAUUCUCCUCACAAUUGCCCCUUUUCUUCUCCAAAUCCCAUCUCCAGCAUUUGCAUUCGACCUAGGCAUCUCAGGACCAAAAGAUUGGCUCAGGGAGCAGAAGAAGAAGUCGAUUAAGUAUGUUUUAGCCCCAAUUGACGCUUCGCAAGAAAUUCUUCGCCAUGCUUAUCAGUUGCUCAUGGCAAAGGAUUCUAGUUUUGAGCAAAAGGAUUUGGAGGAAAUUCGGGGAAUGUUGACAUCUGCUGCUAGGGAUUGUGUUACUGAAGAUAGGAAUUCUUUGGUUGCAUUUCAAGCUAGAACUGGCGUCGAGGUUUGCACGUUUAAAUUAGUCGUGACUAAUGCAGCAUCAUUACUUGAUGAUGAUGACUCUGCCAAGUUGGAAGCUGAAGCCAGGCUAAGCGAUCUUAUAAGGAACCAUGUGACACGGGUACUAGCGUCGGACACGGUUAGGUUCAAUGGACUUUUGAAUGCAUGGAGGUCUCACACUCUGACACAACCAUUUCAAGUUGCAAUUUCACCUUUGUUGGAUGUUAUGGGCGUCUUUGUGGGUUACUAACUUGAAAUAUGUUGGAAUUCUCAUUAUUUCUGUUGUUUAGGUGUGUGAAUAUGUGAUUGAUCUUCUUAUUAAUUGCAUAUUGAUACAUCUAUGACUGAUUUAGUUAUUUAUUGGGUUAGAUCAUUCACCUUUCUAAAUGGUGUGGCCAAGGAAGCAGAUUUUCAGCUUGUCCCAGAUAG
This is a messenger RNA of Spinacia oleracea (spinach), 919 nucleotides long. RefSeq lists its product as uncharacterized. The coding region runs from base 48 to 740 and encodes 230 amino acids. Gene Ontology annotation, cellular component: chloroplast. NCBI's taxonomy places the organism in Eukaryota, Viridiplantae, Streptophyta, Magnoliopsida, Caryophyllales, Amaranthaceae. The record is from RefSeq and is a predicted model, not a curated record. The transcript has 6 exons.